ACCGUCCCUACCAUCCACCCCUGUCGUGUUCCAUCGCAUCCCGUGUUCCAUCGCAUUCACUUCUGCCAUGAGUGGCUACGCAGAUGAGCUACUCAACGACUUUGGCUCGGAUGACGACGAGCAGGACCAGAAGCCUGCCGCCACUGCUGCGAGCAAUGGAGACAGUAACGGAAAGCGAAAGUGGGAGGACGAUCUGGCAGACCUGGACGAUGGUGACGAUGACGGCGACGAUGACGUUGACCCGGGGGAACGAGUGGAUGAGAACUCGAAGUUGAAGCUGGGAAAAGACUCAAUUGCUCCCUCGGCAGAGCUGAGGUCAGAGGACAUCAAGGACCUCGACUUUGGUCCCGAGUCUGUGCCAUCCGUAUCAUCCAUCUCCACGCUCCUCUCAUCCUCAAAGGUGCAAGCGACAAUAGCCAGGAUCGAGCACUUCAAGAAUAAGGCAUCAUCUUCAGCGUCUUCAUCAUCGUCCACGGAGGCGAAUUUGGUGGCCCAGAUGCAAGUAGAGGGCAUUCUCGAGCACUCUGAAGAGUAUCAGCUCAUUGUUCGCGCCAACAAUCUGGCUGUGGAAGUGGAGAACGAGAUCACCCUCGUGCACAAAUUCAUUCGCGAUCACUACAAUGCUCGGUUCCCCGAACUGGACACCGUCAUUCCUCGAGCGUGGGAACACGUUCGAGCUGUAGAGGCCUUGGGCAACCCGGAUGAUCUCAGCGCUCCCAAGGAGGGCAGCUCACUAGAGUCGCUGCUGCCUCGAGAGCUCGUAGUCCCCAUCUCCAUUGCCGCAUCCACGACUAGCGGAAAGAAGCUGUCGCAGCAGGAGUGGGACAAGGUACAAGAGGGUUGCAAGACCGUACACGAACUGGCCAGAGUCACAAGACUCAUUCUAGAGUACGUCGAGUCGCGUAUGAGCUUCAUCGCGCCCAAUCUCUCCGCCCUUGUCGGCUCGAACGUGGCAACAAAGUUGCUAGGAGUGGCAGGAGGUCUUACGGCUCUUUCGAAGAUCCCUGCAUGUAACAUUCAAGUACUGGGAGCGGCGGCAAAGAAGGCUUCCCUAGGUGCGCUGGGACUCUCGUCGAACCUCGGUGGCAACCUUUCUGGCGAGUCGCGGCACGUUGGCUUCAUCGAUCAAGCGCCCUUAAUGAGCGAGGUUCCACCCGAGUACCAUCGCCAAGCCGUACGACUCAUCUCGGCCAAGGUCGCCCUGGUAUCUCGUAUGGACGUCAACCACUCCGAGCCUCUCGGCACUUACGGCUCGAAGCUCCGCGCCGAGCUCUCUCAAAAGAUCGAAAAGCUCCUCGAAGCCGCACCGGCCAAGAUGGUCAAAGCUCUUCCUGUACCCGUCGAAGGCAACGGACACAAGAAGCGUCGUGGUGGUCGUCGUGCCCGCAAGAUGAAGGAGCUCUAUGGCGCUUCUGAAUUGCGCAAGUUGCAGAAUCGAGUCGAGUUUGGCAAAGCCGAAGAAGAAAUGGGAGCAUUUGACGAGACGGUUGGGCUGGGUAUGGCUGGGUCCUCCAGUGCCAGUGGACGGAUCAGGGCUGGUGUGGGGGAAAAUCGGACAAAGGCAAAGAUGUCAAAGAAGAACCAAGGGAGGCUGGAGGCAAUCCGUAGGGGCAAUGCCCGUACCAACUUGGAUGAGAUGCUCGGACCUUCCUCGUCUUCCUCCUCCUUCCCCGCACGCGGAGCAGCCAACGGCAUAUCUUCCUCUGCUACCUCAUCAGGCACACAGACGUCCCUUGCCUUCACCCCCGUGCAAGGUAUCGAAUUGGCAGAUCCUACGCAGAGGGCGCGAAAAGUCGACGAGGCCAAUGACAAGUGGUUCAGGCAAGGACAAUUCUCCCUUUUGCCUGGAGUCAAGGGUGGAGCUACACCACUUGUGCCUAGUAGUGGUACUGUUGGGCAAACGGGAGGUAAGACGGGGUUGGGAUCGGGACCGGGGUCAGGAUCGAUGGGACCUCCUGCUGCGCCGCGGAGAUGAAGGCGCUGAAAGCCCGGUUGUGUUCUUCGCCAAUGUCUACAUCCUUGUACUUUUACACUCCAUUAAUGCCAUGGACAUUUCAAC
Messenger RNA from Microstroma glucosiphilum, 2059 nucleotides. Its product is annotated as Nop domain-containing protein. Bases 68 to 1975 code for a protein of 635 amino acids. The record is from RefSeq and is a predicted model, not a curated record. The transcript has a single exon. Lineage: Eukaryota; Fungi; Basidiomycota; Exobasidiomycetes; Microstromatales; Microstromataceae. Gene Ontology annotation, cellular component: precatalytic spliceosome; U4 snRNP; U4/U6 x U5 tri-snRNP complex. Gene Ontology annotation, biological process: mRNA splicing, via spliceosome; spliceosomal tri-snRNP complex assembly.